Xiphophorus couchianus (Monterrey platyfish) is the source of this 6640-nucleotide messenger RNA. RefSeq names its product TAF1 RNA polymerase II, TATA box binding protein (TBP)-associated factor (gene taf1). Gene Ontology annotation, biological process: DNA-templated transcription initiation; transcription by RNA polymerase II; RNA polymerase II preinitiation complex assembly. The record is from RefSeq and is a predicted model, not a curated record. Gene Ontology annotation, cellular component: transcription factor TFIID complex. Gene Ontology annotation, molecular function: histone acetyltransferase activity; TBP-class protein binding; RNA polymerase II general transcription initiation factor activity. The coding region runs from base 319 to 6258 and encodes 1979 amino acids. Lineage: Eukaryota; Metazoa; Chordata; Actinopteri; Cyprinodontiformes; Poeciliidae. The transcript has 41 exons.
GUUCUUCCGGGUCGCGGUGGGGUUUCCGCUCGUUUACGGAUAGCUUCACUGUGUUGCACAAAUAAAAACAAAACUUCGUAUCUAAUCGGGUUGUGUCGCGGUUUUGUUAAAUACAUUAACAUUAUUUAUCAUAGCCUGGCCAAUUUAACCUAGGCACGGAGGGAAACAUGCAUAGUAACAUAGCUUUUAGCUUACGUAUUGCAGCUUUUUGAGUUUAACCGUCGUUAGCUAAACCUUUUAGCGCUUAGCUGCCUGUGUUAGCAUGCAGUGAAAAUACCAAAACAAAACAUACACAGUCUCAAGAAGAACCAGAGAAGGAUGUCUGAUUCAGACAGCGAUGAAGACCAAGACCGACCCUUUUCCCUCACUGGCUUCCUGUUUGGAAACAUCAAUGAAGAUGGCCAGUUAGAGGGAGACAGUGUUCUGGACAAUGAGUCCAAGAAGCAUCUUGCUGGUUUGGGGACGUUGGGUCUGGGCUCUCUCAUCACCGAGAUCACGGCCAAUGAGAGCGAGAAUAAGGAGGAAAACAGAGAAUCUGUAAGCGUGGAUUCAGAGGGUUGGGUGAAAAGCACAGACGAUGCAGUGGACUACUCUGACAUCAGUGAGGUUGCUGAGGAUGAGACUAAAAAGUACCACCAGGCAAUGGGGUCUUUGCAGCCCAGCAGGAAAACAGAUGAUGAGGAUGAUUAUGAUGCCGACUGUGAGGAUAUUGACUCAAAGCUUAUGCCUCCUCCACCACCGCCUAGUCUUCCUACUCCAGCUAAGAAAGAAGAAUCGCCCGCCGGUACAAAUGUUGGGGAAGAGGGCGAUGGCAUCAUCUUGCCCUCCAUUAUUGCACCAUCCUCCACUGCCGAUAAGGUAGAUUUCAGCAGCUCUUCAGACUCUGAGUCGGAGACGGAACGGCCCUGCCAGGGUUCAGGAGUUCUAGGGCCUCCGGACAGUCUCACCCUUCCUCUUGCGGGGAUCAUGCAGAAGGAUGCUGCCAAGGCGUUACCAAGUGUCACACAGCUCUUUCCAGAGUUUAAGCCCGGCAAGGUUCUUAGGUUUUUACGGCUGUUCGGUCCUGGUAAGAACAUGCCUUCAGUUUGGAGGAGUGCCCGCAGGAAGAAGAAGCGGAAACACAGAGACCCUCAGCCGGGGACUCCUCCGCCAGAGGAAGACACCUCAGAACCAAGUCAGGAGAAAAAGUCUGGAUGGAUUUAUGAGUACGCACUCCCUCCACCCCCAGAACAGUGUCUCUCUGACGAUGAGAUAACCAUGAUGGCUCCAGUGGAAUCAAAGUUCUCGCAGACAUCCGGGGACGCGGACAAAGAGACAGAGUCUCGACCUAGAGUAGCAGAAUGGAGAUACGGUCCGGCCCAGCUCUGGUACGACAUGCUGGGAGUACCUGAGGACGGAAGCAACUUCAACUACGGGUUCAAACUCAAAGAAGAUCAGCCCAAUGAGGCUGAAGAGCAAGAUAUGCCCAAAGAAGUAACAGAACCUCCUGAAGAGGUUCUGAAGGAAGACGACAACAUGGAUGUAGAUGACGAUGGUGGCGAUGGAGAUAAAGUGAGGCGAAUUCUGGAGAACGAACUUUUCCUAAUGGUCACUCAGCUCCAGUGGGAGGACGAUAUCAUCUGGAACGGAGAAGAUGUAAAACACAAGGGAACCAAGACUCAGAGAGCCAGCUUGGCAGGAUGGCUCCCCUCCAGCAUGACCCGAAAUGCUAACGCUUAUAAUGCCCAGCAGGGUCUGACCCGAAGCAAUUCCCAGCUGGUCCCACCGAUACCUCUGCCUAUUCCAAAAGCUUCCUCGAUCUCUGGCUCGAAGCGGGAAAAAAGCAGCCACGACAAUCAAGCCUCUCUAGAAGAAGACUGUUCGUGGUUUUCCAUUUUCCCCAUUGACAAUGAGGAGCUGGUGUACGGCCGCUGGGAAGACAACAUCAUCUGGAACGACCAGGAGAUGGAUCACUUUCUCAUGCCGCCGGUCCUUACACUGGAUCCCAAUGAUGAGAAUAUAAUACUAGAAAUUCCCGAUGAAAAGGAGGAGGCAACGUCUCAUUCGCCGUCAAAGGAGAAUAAGAAGGAGACGGCAAUCAAGAAGAGUCGGAUUCUGUUGGGGAAGACCGGCGUGAUUAAAGACGAGCCACAACAGAACAUGUCCCAACCUGAAGUUAAAGAUCCCUGGAACCUCUCCAACGAUGAGUUCUACUAUCCCAAACAGCAAGGCCUGAGAGGAACGUUUGGUGGCAACAUUAUUCAGCACUCCAUUCCAGCACUUGAGCUGAGGCAGCCCUUCUUCCCCACUCACAUGGGUCCAAUGAAGCUUCGGCAGUUCCAUCGACCGACCCUGAAGAAAUACUCUUUUGGAGCUUUAGCGCAGCCGGGUCCGCACGCUGUUCAGCCGCUGCUCAAACACAUCAAGAAGAAAGCCAAGAUGCGAGAGCAGGAGCGGCAGGCGGCAGGCGGCGGAGACAUGUUCUUCAUGCGAACGCCGCAGGACUUGACCGGUAAAGACGGGGAUCUGAUCCUGGCGGAGUACAGCGAGGAAUACCCACCUCUCAUCAUGCAGGUUGGCAUGGCGAGCAAGAUCAAAAACUACUACAAAAGGAAACCCGGAAAGGAUCCAGGAGCGCCUGACUGUAAAUAUGGAGAAACAGUUUAUUGCCAUACCUCCCCUUUCCUUGGUUCUCUUCAUCCUGGUCAGCUUCUUCAGGCGUUUGAAAACAACCUCUUCCGUGCUCCAAUCUACCUGCACAAGAUGCCAGAGACGGAUUUUCUCGUCAUACGAACUCGACACGGCUACUACAUCAGGGAGCUCGUGGACAUUUUUGUCGUCGGUCAGGAGUGCCCGUUGUUUGAGGUUCCUGGUCCAAAUUCUAAACGUGCCAAUACUCACAUCAGAGACUUCCUGCAGGUUUUCAUUUACCGCUUGUUCUGGAAGAGCAAAGACCGUCCUCGGAGAAUCCGCAUGGAGGAUAUAAAGAAAGCUUUUCCCUCACACUCAGAGAGCAGCAUCAGGAAGCGGCUCAAGCUCUGCGCUGACUUCAAGCGUACAGGAAUGGACUCAAACUGGUGGGUGCUGAAGCCUGACUUCAGGUUGCCCACUGAAGAAGAAAUCAGAGCCAUGGUUUCUCCAGAGCAGUGCUGCGCUUACUACAGCAUGCUGGUUGCGGAGCAGAGGCUUAAGGAUGCUGGGUAUGGUGAGAAGUCUUUCUUUGCUCCAGAAGAGGAGAACGAAGAGGAUUUUCAAAUGAAGAUCGAUGACGAGGUCCGGACGGCACCGUGGAACACAACCAGAGCCUUCAUCUCCGCCAUGAAGGGGAAGUGUCUGUUGGAGGUCACGGGAGUGGCAGAUCCCACUGGCUGUGGAGAAGGUUUCUCAUAUGUGAAAGUGCCGAACAAGCCCACUCAACAAAAAGAUGACAAAGAGCCACAGCCUGUAAAAAAGACUGUGACCGGAACGGACGCUGACCUGAGGAGACUCUCUCUGAAGAACGCCAAGCAGCUCCUUCGCAAAUUUGGUGUGCCAGAGGAAGAGAUCAAGAAGCUUUCCCGUUGGGAGGUUAUUGACGUGGUGAGGACCAUGUCCACGGAGCAGGCACGUUCAGGCGAAGGCCCGAUGAGCAAGUUCGCUCGAGGCUCUCGCUUCUCUGUCGCCGAACACCAGGAGCGCUACAAGGAGGAGUGUCAGAGGAUCUUUGACUUGCAGAACAAAGUGUUGGAGUCCACAGAGGUGUUGUCCACAGACACAGACAGCAGUUCAGCUGAAGAUAGCGACUUUGAGGAGAUGGGUAAGAACAUUGAGAACAUGCUGCAGAAUAAGAAGACCAGCUCACAGCUUUCCCGCGAGAGGGAGGAGCAGGAAAGGAAGGAACUGCAGAGGAUGCUGAUGGGCGAGGAGAGCGAUCGUGACAACAAGGGACGCAAGGAGCGCCGCAAAGGCUUGUCCAGUGCCUUGUCCACCAGCUCCCACAAAGACGACGACACGUCCUCCGUCACCAGCCUGAACUCGUCGGCUACGGGGCGACGACUCAAAAUCUAUCGCACCUUCAGGGACGAGGACGGCAAAGAAUACGUGCGCUGCGAGACGGUUCGUAAAGCGUCCGUCAUCGACGCCUACACCCGGAUCAGAACCACCAAGGACGAUGAGUUCAUACGAAAGUUUGCCCUCUUCGAUGAGCAGCACAGAGAGGAGAUGAGGAAGGAGCGCCGGCGUAUUCAAGAGCAGCUCAGGAGGCUGAAGAGAAACCAAGAGAAAGACAAGAUCAAAGGACCUCCGGAGAAGAAGUCCAAGAAGGUCAAGGAGAGACCAGACCUCAAGGUAAAACUGAAGUGCGGCGCGUGUGGAGCCAUUGGACACAUGAGAACCAACAAAUUCUGCCCGCUGUACUACCAAACCAACGCCCCACCCUCCAACCCGGUCGCCAUGACGGAAGAGCAGGAGGAGGAGCUGGAAAAGACUGUGAUCCACAACGACAACGAGGAACUCAUCAAGGUGGAGGGCACUAAGAUUGUACUGGGCAAGCAGCUCAUUGAAAGUGCCGAUGAGGUGCGCAGAAAGUCUUUGGUGCUCAAGUUUCCCAAGCAGCAACUACCACCAAAGAAGAAGAGACGCGUUGGCAGCGCCGUCCAUUGUGAUUACCUCAAUAAACCACACAAGGCAAUCCACCGCAGACGCACCGACCCCAUGGUCACCCUGUCAUCGGUGCUGGAGGGAAUCAUCAACGAUAUGCGGGAUCACCCCAACACGUACCCCUUCCACACACCGGUCAACGCCAAGGUCGUCAAGGAUUACUACAAGAUAAUCAAUCGGCCCAUGGACCUGCAGACGCUGAGGGAGAACGUGCGGAAGCGGAUGUACCCGUCGAGGGAGGAGUUCCGGGAGGCCGUGGAGCUCAUCGUCAAAAACAGCGCCACAUACAACGGAGCGAAACAUCCCAUUACACAAGUGGCGCAGUCCAUGCUUGACCUGUGUGAUGCUAAGCUGAAAGAGAAAGAGGAUCGGCUGGUGAGGCUGGAGAAAGCGAUCAACCCCCUUCUGGAUGAUGACGACCAGGUGGCGUUUUCCUUCAUCCUGGACAACAUUGUGACUCAGAAAAUGAUGGUGGUUCUUGAUUCGUGGCCGUUUCACCAUCCUGUCAAUAAAAAGUUUGUGCCGGAUUAUUAUAAGGUUAUUGUAAAUCCUAUGGAUCUGGAGACUAUCCGGAAGAACAUCUCCAAGCAUAAAUACCAGAAUCGGGAAAUAUUCCUUUCAGAUGUCAGUCUCAUCCACGCCAACAGCAUCAAAUACAAUGGUCCAGACAGUCCGUACACCAAGACUGCCCUGGAGAUUGUAGAUGUGUGCAAAGGAACCUUAGCAGAGUACGAUGAGCACCUGACCCAGCUGGAGAAGGACAUCUCUACAGCCAAGGAGGCAGCUCUGGACGCAGCAGACUUGGAGAGCCUGGACCCAAUGACACCCGGGCCGUACACCCCGCAGCCUGCUGAUCUGUUUGACAGCGUGGCUUCAGGGAGUCUACCCAGAGAGCCCAGCAGCCUUUUCUCUGAGGGACCUCUGUUGGUUGCUCCAGAGAAGAGAGGGGGGCAGGGACGGCACAUGAGGAGACCAGGAGAGGAGGACUCAGAUGUGGACAUCGAGGGCUUCGAGGAGGAAGAUGAUGGGAAACCCAAGACUCCUGCUCCUGCAGAGGACGCCGAUGGAGAUCUGGAGGACGAAGACGAUGAAGAGAUGUUGCUGCCGCCUCGCAGGCGGCUGCACGACGAUGACGAGCGAGGACACGGGCGGUCGAACCACCCGGCUCAGUCCAGUGUGCUGUACCAGGAUCUGCUCAUGUCUGAUGGAGAGGAUGAUGCCAGCGACGAAGAAGGGGACAACCCGUUCUCUGGCAUUCAGCUAUCAGAAAGCGGCAGCGACUCUGAGAGGGAGGUGGAUAUCCGACCCGCGCCUCCGCGGAGAGCUCAGGAUACGGCCCGCAUGGGCAUGGAGCAGGAUGAGAGCAUGAUGUCGUAUGAAGGGGUUGGUAAUGAACACAUGGAAGACAGCAACAUCAGCUACGGCAGCUACGAGGAGACGGAGAGUCGCAGUCAAAUGCAGCCGUCCAGCAUGGGAAACGGCGAAGAGUACGGCAUCAGCGAGGAGGAGGAGGAAGACGAGGAAGAUGAAGCGCGGAGAAGAGGCCCAGCUGUCCUGUCCCAAGCCCAGCUCAGCGAAGACGAAGACAGCGAGGAGUUCCGAUCCAUCGGAGGAGACAGUGACAUGGACUCUGAUAAUUAGUCGAAUUUCAUUUUCCUGACUGGACUUUAUCAACUUCAACAUUGUUGGAAUUCCAAUUUCAAAACAGAGAAAUCAGAUUUCUCAGGUAAAUACUGUAUGUACAAACAUUUUGUAAAUGGUGAUCGCCGCUACUGUGGAAACUUCGAGAGCAGAGCAUUGUAAAUUAUAGCUUGUUCCUUUUUAUGUAAACUGAAUAAUAUCCAUCAUGGUGGAUUCCAACAUGGAGGUGUGAGCUCAGUUGUUUUUUUUUUUACUGUUUUAACUCAGUUAAGUAUGCAACAAUUGUUGGCUGUUUCUAGGCUACCAUCAAAGUAAAAGAAUACUGAAGAACUAUAAAAAUGUCUACAAAUGCUGUCAAAAAUAAAACUUCAGUUCCCCAUUA